ACACGGAGCCAUGAGGUGCCCCCCUGUCACUUGCUGUGCUGUGCUCUGUCUUCUCAUGCUGGUGUCUGGGUCCUGGGGCCAGGUGAACCGACUACCUUUCUUCACCAAUCACUUCUUCGACACAUACCUGCUCAUCAGUGAAGACACACCUGUGGGUUCUUCUGUGACCCAGUUGCUGGCCCGAGACAUGGACAAUGACCCCUUGGUGUUUGGCGUUUCUGGGGAGGAGGCCUCCCGCUUCUUUGCCGUGGAGCCUGACACUGGUGUGGUGUGGCUCCGGCAGCCGCUGGACAGAGAGACUAAGUCUGAGUUCACAGUGGAGUUCUCCGUCAGUGACCACCAAGGGGUGAUCACACGGAAGGUGAACAUUCAAGUUGGAGAUGUGAACGACAAUGCGCCCACAUUCCACAACCAGCCGUAUAGCGUGCGCAUCCCUGAGAACACACCAGUGGGGACACCCAUCUUCAUCGUCAAUGCCACCGAUCCUGACCUGGGUGCGGGUGGCAGCGUCCUCUACUCCUUCCAGCCCCCGUCUCAGUUCUUCACCAUCGACAGUGCCCGAGGCAUAGUCACUGUGAUCCAGGAGCUGGAUUAUGAGGUCACGCAGGCGUACCAGCUCACAGUCAACGCCACGGAUCAAGACAAAACCAGACCUCUGUCUACACUGGCCAACCUGGCUAUCAUCAUCACGGAUGUACAAGACAUGGACCCCAUCUUCAUCAACCUACCCUACAGCACCAACAUCUAUGAGCACUCUCCUCCGGGCACAACUGUUCGGGUGAUCACUGCUGUGGACCAAGAUAAGGGGCGACCCCGGGGGAUUGGUUACACUAUUGUCUCAGGGAAUACCAACAGCAUCUUUGCCCUGGACUACAUCAGCGGAGCUCUCACCCUGAAUGGCCUGCUGGACCGGGAGAACCCCCUGUACAGUCACGGCUUCAUCCUGACAGUGAAGGGCACUGAGCUGAAUGACGAUCGCACCCCGUCAGACGCCACCGUCACCACAACCUUCAAUAUCCUGGUUAUUGACAUCAAUGAUAAUGCCCCAGAGUUCAACAGCUCUGAGUACAGCGUGGCCAUCACUGAGCUGGCACAAGUUGGCUUUGCCCUCCCUCUCUUCAUCCAGGUGGUGGAUAAGGAUGAGAACUUGGGUCUGAACAGCAUGUUUGAGGUGUACCUGGUGGGAAACAACUCCCACCAUUUCAUCAUCUCCCCAACUUCCGUCCAAGGAAAAGCAGACAUCCGCAUCCGAGUGGCAAUUCCCCUGGACUAUGAGACUGUGGACCGCUACGACUUUGAUCUCUUUGCCAAUGAGAGUGUGCCCGACCACGUGGGCUAUGCCAAGGUGAAGAUAACCCUCAUCAAUGAAAAUGACAACCGGCCCAUCUUCAGCCAGCCACUCUACAAUGUCAGCCUGUAUGAGAACAUCACCGUGGGGACCUCUGUGCUGACAGUCUUGGCCACAGACAAUGAUGUGGGGACUUUCGGGGAAGUCAACUACUUCUUCAGUGAUGACCCUGACAGGUUCUCACUGGACAAGGACACGGGGCUCAUCUUGCUAAUAGCCCGGCUGGACUAUGAGCUUAUCCAGCGUUUCACCUUGACUGUCAUUGCCCGGGAUGGAGGUGGUGAGGAGACCACAGGCCGAGUCCGGAUCAAUGUUCUGGAUGUCAAUGACAAUGUGCCCACUUUCCAGAAGGAUGCCUAUGUGGGUGCUCUGAGGGAGAAUGAGCCUUCUGUCACACAGCUGGUGCGGCUCAGGGCAACAGAUGAAGACUCCCCUCCCAACAACCAGAUUACCUACAGUAUCGUCAAUGCAUCUGCCUUCGGCAGCUACUUUGACAUCAGCGUGUACGAAGGCUAUGGAGUGAUCAGUGUGAGCCGCCCACUGGAUUACGAACAGAUACCCAAUGGGCUGAUAUACCUAACAGUCAUGGCCAAGGAUGCUGGCAACCCCCCUCUCUACAGCACCGUCCCUGUCACCAUUGAGGUGUUUGAUGAGAACGACAACCCUCCUACCUUCAGCAAGCCUGCCUACUUCGUUUCUGUGGUAGAGAACAUCAUGGCAGGAGCCACAGUGCUGUUCCUAAAUGCCACAGACCUGGACCGUUCUCGGGAGUAUGGGCAGGAGUCCAUCAUUUACUCGUUGGAAGGAUCCUCGCAGUUCCGCAUCAAUGCCCGCUCUGGAGAAAUCACCACCACAUCUCUGCUCGACCGAGAGACCAAAUCUGAAUACAUCCUCAUUGUGCGUGCUGUGGAUGGGGGUGUGGGCCAUAACCAGAAAACUGGCAUUGCCACAGUGAACGUCACCCUCCUGGACAUCAAUGACAACCACCCUACCUGGAAGGAUGCUCCCUACUACAUCAACCUGGUGGAGAUGACACCUCCCGACUCUGACGUGACCACGGUGGCGGCUGUGGACCCAGAUCUGGGGGAGAAUGGCACCCUGCUGUACAGCAUCCAGCCCCCCAAUAAGUUCUAUAGUCUGAACAGCACCACAGGCAAGAUCCGCACCACCCACGUCAUGCUGGACCGAGAGAACCCUGACCCCGUGGAGGCGGAGCUCAUGCGCAAGAUCACUGUCUCUGUCACAGACUGUGGCAGACCCCCUCUGAAGGCCACCAGCAGUGCCACAGUCUUUGUGAACCUCUUGGAUCUUAAUGACAAUGACCCCACUUUCCAGAACCUGCCUUUUGUGGCUGAGGUUCUUGAAGGCACCCCUGCAGGGGUCUCUGUCUACCAAGUGGCGGCCAUUGAUCUAGACGAGGGCCUGAAUGGGCUGGUGUCUUAUCGCAUGCAAGUGGGUAUGCCCCGCAUGGACUUUGUCAUCAACAGCACCAAUGGUGUGGUCACAACCACAGUUGAGCUGGACCGUGAGCGCAUCGCCGAGUACCAGCUGCGGGUGGUGGCCAGUGAUGCGGGCACACCCACCAAGAGCUCCACCAGCACACUCACUAUCCAGGUGCUGGACGUGAAUGAUGAGACGCCCACCUUCUUCCCCGCUAUGUACAACGUGUCUGUGUCUGAGGACGUUCCCCGGGAGUUCCGUGUGCUGUGGCUGAACUGCACGGACAAUGACGUGGGCCUCAAUGCAGAGCUCAGCUACUUCAUCACAGGGGGGAACGUGGACGGGAAGUUCAGUGUGGGCUACCGUGAUGCCACGGUGAGAACUGUGGUGGGCCUGGACCGUGAGACCACAGCUGCCUACACACUGGUUCUGGAAGCCAUAGACAAUGGCCCUGUGGGCAAGCGGCACACAGGCACGGCCACUGUGUUUGUCACAGUUCUGGAUGUCAAUGACAACCGGCCCAUCUUUCUGCAAAGCAGCUAUGAGGCCAGCGUCCCAGAAGACAUCCCGGAGGGCCACAGCAUUGUGCAGCUGAAAGCCACAGAUGCAGAUGAGGGCGAGUUUGGGCGAGUCUGGUACCGAAUCCUCCAUGGUAACCAUGGCAACAACUUCCGGAUCCACAUCAGUAGCGGGCUCCUGAUGCGAGGCCCUCGGCCCCUGGACAGGGAGCGAAACUCCUCCCACGUGCUGAUGGUGGAGGCCUACAACCACGACCUAGGACCCAUGCGGAGCUCUGUCAGGGUGAUUGUGUAUGUGGACGAUGUCAAUGAUGAGGCCCCCGUGUUCACACAACAACAGUACAACCGCCUGGGCCUUCGCGAGACAGCCGGCAUCGGCACCUCGGUCAUCGUCGUCCGAGCCACUGACAGAGACACUGGGGACGGUGGCCUGGUGAGCUACCGCAUCCUGUCUGGUGCGGAGGGCAAGUUCGAGAUUGAUGAGAGCACAGGGCUCGUCGUGACGGUGGACUAUCUAGACUACGAGACCAAGACCAGCUACCUGAUGAAUGUGUCUGCCACAGACCGUGCACCCCCCUUCAACCAGGGCUUCUGCAGCGUCUACGUGACGCUUCUCAAUGAGUUGGAUGAGGCAGUUCAGUUCUCCAAUGCCUCCUAUGAGGCAGUCAUCAUGGAGAAUCUGGCUCUAGGGACAGAGAUUGUACGGGUGCAAGCCUAUUCUAUCGAUAACCUCAACCAAAUCACCUACCGCUUUGAUGCCUAUACCAGUGCUCAGGCCAAAGCCCUCUUCAAGAUAGAUGCCAUCACGGGUGUGAUCACAGUCAAGGGUUUGGUGGACAGGGAGAAGGGUGACUUCUACACAUUGACAGUGGUGGCAGACGAUGGUGGCCCCAAAGUGGACUCUACUGUGAAGGUCUAUGUCACUGUGCUGGAUGAGAAUGAUAACAGCCCACGCUUUGACUUCACCUCUGACUCAGCCAUCAGUGUGCCUGAGGACUGCCCCGUGGGCCAGCGAGUAGCCACUGUCAAGGCCCGGGACCCUGAUGCUGGCAGCAAUGGACAGGUGGUCUUCUCCCUGGCCUCUGGCAACGUUGCUGGGGCCUUUGAGAUUGUCACCAGCAAUGACUCCAUUGGUGAAGUGUUUGUGGCUAAGCCCCUGGACAGGGAAGAACUGGACCACUAUAUCCUCAAGGUUGUGGCUUCUGACCGUGGCAGUCCUCCACGGAAGAAAGACCACAUCCUACAGGUGACCAUCCUGGAUGUCAAUGAUAACCCUCCAGUGAUUGAGAGCCCCUUUGGAUACAACGUCAGCGUGAACGAGAAUGUGGGUGGAGGCACCUCUGUGGUCCAGGUGAGAGCCACUGACCGUGACAUCGGGAUCAACAGCGUACUGUCUUAUUACAUCACUGAGGGCAAUGAGGACAUGACUUUCCGCAUGGACCGCAUCAGUGGAGAGAUCGCCACACGGCCUGCCCCACCUGACCGUGAGCGCCAAAAUUUCUAUCACCUGGUGGUCACCGUGGAGGAUGAGGGCACCCCCACGCUGUCGGCCACCACCCACGUGUAUGUGACUAUAGUGGACGAGAAUGAUAACGCUCCAGUGUUCCAGCAGCCACAUUAUGAGGUGGUUCUGGAUGAAGGCCCGGAUACAGUCAACGCCAGCCUUAUCACCAUCCAAGCACUGGAUCUGGAUGAGGGGCCGAAUGGCACUGUCGCCUAUGACAUUGUGGCAGGCAACAUCGUCAAUACCUUCCGAAUCAACAGGCACACGGGUGUCAUUACAGCUGCCAAGGAGCUAGACUAUGAGAUCAGUCAUGGCCGCUACACCCUGAUUGUCACUGCCACAGACCAGUGUCCUAUAUCGUCUCACCGCCUCUCCUCUACUACCACGGUGCUUGUGAAUGUGAAUGACAUCAAUGACAACGUGCCCACUUUCCCUCGGGACUAUGAAGGACCAUUUGACAUCACCGAGGGCCAGCCAGGGCCCAGAGUAUGGACAUUCCUGGCCCACGACCGGGACUCUGGUCCCAAUGGGCAGGUGGAGUACAGCGUUGUGGAUGGAGACCCACUGGGGGAGUUUGUGAUCUCUCCAGUGGAGGGUGUGCUGAGGGUUCGAAAGGAUGUUGAACUGGACCGGGAGACCAUUGCUUUCUACAACCUGACCAUCUGUGCCCGGGACAGGGGUGUGCCGCCACUCAGCUCCACGAUGCUGGUGGGGAUCCGAGUGCUGGACAUCAACGACAAUGACCCAGUGCUGUUGAAUCUUCCCAUGAACAUCACCAUCAGUGAGAACAGCCCAAUAUCCAGCUCUGUCACCCAUGUCCUAGCCAGUGAUGCAGACAGCGGCUGCAAUGCCCUCCUCACCUUCAACAUCACGGCUGGCAACAGGGAGCGGGCCUUCUUCAUCAAUGCCACGACAGGGGUCGUCACCGUCAACCGGCCCCUGGACCGAGAGCACAUCCCAGAGUACAGGCUGACAGUCUCCGUAAAGGACAACCCAGAGAACCCACGCAUAGCCAGGAAGGAUUUUGACUUACUGCUGGUCUCUCUGGCUGAUGAGAAUGACAAUCACCCCCUCUUCACUGAAGGCACAUACCAGGCAGAGAAGGGAAGCCCCCAGUACCAGCUGCUGACAGUGCCUGAGCACUCACCCCGUGGCACCCUUGUGGGCAAUGUGACAGGUGCCGUGGAUGCAGAUGAGGGUCCCAAUGCCAUCGUGUACUACUUCAUUGCAGCUGGUAAUGAGGACAAAAACUUUCACCUACAACCAGACGGACGUCUGCUAGUGUUGAGAGACCUGGAUAGGGAAAAGGAAGCCAUCUUCUCCUUCAUUGUCAAAGCCUCCAGCAAUCGUAGCUGGACCCCUCCCCGAGGCCCCUUCCCAGGCCUCGAUCUGCUGACUGACCUCACCCUGCAGGAGGUGCGCGUUGUGCUCGAGGACAUCAAUGACCAGCCACCAUGCUUCACCAAGGCUGAGUAUACCGCAGGAGUGGCCACCGAUGCCAAGGUAGGCUCGGAGUUGAUCCAGGUGCUGGCCUUGGAUGCUGACAUUGGCAACAACAGCCUGGUCUUCUAUGGCAUUCUGGCUAUCCACUACUUCCGGGCCCUUGCAAAUGACUCUGAGGAUGUGGGCCAGGUCUUCACCAUGGGGAGUGUGGAUGGCAUCCUACGCACCUUUGAUCUCUUCAUGGCCUACAGCCCUGGCUAUUUUGUGGUAGACAUUGUGGCCCGAGACCUGGCUGGCCACAAUGAUACUGCCAUCAUUGGCAUCUACAUCUUGAGGGAUGACCAGCGUGUUAAGAUAGUCAUCAAUGAGAUCCCAGACCGUGUGCGUGGCUUUGAGGAGGAGUUCAUUCGCCUGCUGUCCAACAUCACAGGCGCCAUUGUCAACACUGAUGACGUGCAGUUCCAUGUGGACAAGAAGGGGCGGGUGAACUUUGCACAGACAGAGCUGCUCAUUCACGUGGUCAACCGGGACACAAACCGCAUCCUGGAUGUGGACAGGGUCAUCCAGAUGAUUGAUGAGAACAAAGAACAGCUUCGGAACCUAUUCCGGAACUACAAUGUACUGGACGUACAGCCUGCCAUCUCUGUACGGCUGCCGGAUGACAUGUCUGCCCUGCAGAUGGCCAUCAUUGUCCUUGCCAUCCUUCUCUUCUUGGCGGCCAUGCUUUUUGUCCUCAUGAACUGGUACUACAGGACCGUACACAAGAGAAAGCUAAAGGCAAUAGUAGCUGGUUCUGCAGGGAACCGUGGCUUCAUUGACAUCAUGGACAUGCCCAAUACCAACAAAUACUCCUUUGACGGAGCCAACCCUGUGUGGCUGGAUCCUUUCUGCCGGAACCUGGAGCUGGCUGCGCAGGCUGAGCAUGAGGAUGACCUGCCUGAGAACCUGAGUGAGAUCGCAGAUCUGUGGAACAGCCCCACUCGCACCCAUGGAACGUUUGGACGAGAACCAGCAGCAGUCAAGCCUGAUGAUGACCGAUACCUGCGUGCAGCCAUCCAGGAGUAUGACAACAUUGCCAAGCUGGGCCAGAUCAUUCGAGAGGGCCCUAUCAAGGGCUCAUUGCUGAAGGUGGUCCUGGAGGAUUACCUACGGCUCAAAAAACUUCUUGCACAACGGAUGGUACAAAAAGCCUCCUGCCGUUCCUCCUUCUCUGAGCUGAUCCACAAUGAGCUGGAGGAGGAGCCCGGAGACCACAGCCCAGGCCAGGGCAGCCUCCAUUUCCGCCACAAGCCACCCAUGGAGCUCAAGGGACCAGACGGAAUCCACAUGGUUCAUGGCAGCACAGGCACACUGCUGGCCACUGACCUCAACAGCUUGCCAGAGGACGACCAGAAGGGGCUGGACCGCUCACUGGAGACUCUGACAGCCUCUGACACUACUGCCUUCGAACGCAAUGCCCGCACAGAGUCGGCCAAGUCCACGCCUCUGCAUAAGCUUCGAGACGUGAUCAUGGAGAGUCCCCUGGAAAUCACGGAGCUGUGAUGUCAAGCCUUGCUGCUGAGCAGCCCAUCCACCACCCUCCAGGGCAGGAACAUGGCCAACUCUCUACCCAGCCCAGCCGUUGGGAGCGAUCUUGGGCUGGCCCUGGCAGCCUGCACAGCCAGAAACUGAUUCAGCACCUGAUCUCUACCUUCAUAAAAUUGGUUAUUUUUUUAAGAAAACUUAAAAAUGCUUAGUGUCUAAGAACGAGGUAAGGAGGGUCACUAGGGGAGCCCCAGAAAAUGAGGACCAGCUCAGCCCCUCCCUAUGCCAAGCAGGGCCCAGGGCCCAGCAAAGAACUGACAACCCUGCUGGCCUACCCCUGCCUCAAUUCAAAGUCCCACUGCACUUCCACCUGCUGGACAUCCAGGUGGCUCCCUGCCCCCUCCACACACACAGGCUGAUGUUGGCAACCAAGCAUCCAUCCCAUCUCAGGGUGCCCAGCUGACAGACAUGACUGAUGUUCCCUUGGGUUUUGAAUGUAGAGUGUUUGUGUGUAUUCCUCUAAAUUAAGUUAUUCCCUCAAAAUUUCCUCCAGGUUUUGUUUAACUGAUGCUCAAUGGAAGUUUCUGGAAUGCUCUAUUUAAAAAGAAAAAGCAACUCACAUGGA
Molecule: messenger RNA, 8402 nt
Organism: Psammomys obesus (fat sand rat)
Lineage: Eukaryota; Metazoa; Chordata; Mammalia; Rodentia; Muridae
Gene: Cdh23
Product: cadherin related 23
Exons: 58
Coding region: 11-7795 (2594 amino acids)
Biological process (GO): homophilic cell-cell adhesion
Cellular component (GO): plasma membrane; catenin complex
Molecular function (GO): calcium ion binding; cadherin binding
Source: RefSeq, a predicted model, not a curated record